UAGUUACAAGAUAAACCAGAUGCAAGAUAAAAUUGGAGUCUUUGUGAGCAUUGUCAGCACAAAAAUCCCCUUCAAGGGGACAGGGAAGGAAUAUAUUGGAGAUGAUAUAACCGAAAUUGCUACUGCUGUUAAGUAUGCCAUUCAGCAAUGCUGCAUCCAGCUUAAAAGUAAAAUAGUAAAGAAAAUGCAGGCGCGUGAGCAACAAGAGAGAAAAAGAAACUUGAGCAAGUACGUCCCUAAUGCUGCUGGAGCGGUGUAUGAUGUUCUGAAAGAGAUGGCACAAUCUCAUGCUUUAAAGAAGAAACGCUACGAGGAUGAGGAUGCCGAUUUGCUGGACAAAGUAUCAGCUCGUUUAAUUACAAAAGAUAUGCUUACGGAAAAACUAUCUCAACAUGUUGAAAAGGUGGAUUAUGAAAUGGCUUUGGAGUUUGCCACACAGAGAGGAGUUAGUGAGGAGCCCAGAGAAGCUAUCUAUAUACAAUCUUUAGACGCCAAAAGUGACUUCAUUGAGUUCAGCAAUUCAAUCUUCUGCUUCAGGCUGAUCCGGUAAAAUUCUAUUAUUCCUGCCAUUUGUUGGAUAAAUACAAGAUUUGGCCAUGAUGUUUGUUGUGUCUCUCAGCGUAAGCCUAGAUAUUUAAUCUGCAUUUGUGCUUAAAGUACAUUCUGAACAGGCAGCUCUUCAAGCUUACACUAUAUUUCUGAGGUGCUUGGUCAACAGACCUCUUCUUUUAGUUCAAUUGGCAUCGUCCUUUACGUUUUCUUUGCAAA
Eucalyptus grandis is the source of this 768-nucleotide messenger RNA. RefSeq names its product DNA topoisomerase 6 subunit B. Lineage: Eukaryota; Viridiplantae; Streptophyta; Magnoliopsida; Myrtales; Myrtaceae. The transcript has 4 exons. Gene Ontology annotation, biological process: DNA topological change. The record is from RefSeq and is a predicted model, not a curated record. The coding region runs from base 20 to 550 and encodes 176 amino acids. Gene Ontology annotation, molecular function: DNA topoisomerase type II (double strand cut, ATP-hydrolyzing) activity; DNA binding.